CGAGCGGAACCUGAAGAGCAGAUGCCGAUGAGAAUCACUUAAGUCUCUUUGCUGCUGUGAGAAGGAAGCGCCUGAAAGCCGUUUUUUCUGACUUCCGGCUGAUGCGCGGCCGUCAGAGAUGAGCGUCACUUUGGACAUCAGACUGAAACGGGCAAACAAAGUUUAUCAUGAAGGGGAGUCGGUGGCUGGUGUCAUCGUGCUGGUGUGUAAGGAGGCGCUGCAGCACCACAGCAUCUCUCUGAGCAUGGAGGGGCUGGUGAACCUGCAGCUCAGCUCCAAGAGCGUCGGCGUCUUCGAGGCCUUCUACAACUCCGUGAAGCCCAUCCAGCUGAUCAGCAGUAACAUCGAGGUGGCCAAGGCGGGAAAAAUCCCAGCAGGCAAGACUGAGAUCCCCUUCGAGUUCCCGCUGAACACAAAAGGCAACAAAGUGCUGUACGAGACCUACCACGGCGUCUUCGUCAACAUUCAGUACACCCUCCGCUGUGACCUGAAGCGCUCCCUGCUGGCCAAAGACCUGAGCAGGAACUGCGAGUUCAUUGUGCACUGUCAGCCACAGAAAGCAAAAGUCGUCCCGACUCCGGUCGACUUCGCCAUCACUCCAGACACCCUGCAGAACGUCCGCGAGAGGAGCUCGCUGCCAAAGUUUCUAGUCAGAGGCCAUUUGGACGCCACCAGCUGCGUGAUCAGCCAGCCGCUGACCGGAGAGCUGGUGGUGGAGAACUCGGACGUUCCCAUCAAGAGUAUUGAACUGCAGCUUGUGCGGGUGGAGACGUGUGGUUGCGCUGAAGGUUACGCCAGAGAUGCCACGGAGAUCCAGAACAUCCAGAUAGCUGAAGGCGAUGUCUGCCACAGCCUCCCGAUUCCCAUCUACAUGGUGUUCCCCAGGCUGUUCACCUGCCCCACGCUGGAGACCACCAACUUCAAAGUCGAGUUUGAAGUCAACAUUGUCAUCGUGCUUCACGACGACCAUCUGAUCACAGAGAAUUUCCCCCUGAAGCUGUGCAGAGUCUGAAGCUGCCCACAGUCCCAGAGGACCGAGAGGACACGAACCGGACCCAACUGAUCUCCCACAUGAUGCAACAGUUCCUGUAAAGGAAGCUCCAGGAACCGGAUCAUCUGGCUUUACAGAACGCUGAGUUUCUCUCACACAGAAACAUGAACGUGACCAAAAGUCCAACACAGAUUAUUGCUCGGUGAGUUGAAUCAAUUGUGAACAGAGCAGA
This is a messenger RNA of Scatophagus argus, 1223 nucleotides long. RefSeq names its product VPS26 endosomal protein sorting factor C (gene vps26c). Gene Ontology annotation, cellular component: endosome. NCBI's taxonomy places the organism in Eukaryota, Metazoa, Chordata, Actinopteri, Scatophagidae. Gene Ontology annotation, biological process: intracellular protein transport. The coding region runs from base 119 to 1012 and encodes 297 amino acids. The transcript is spliced from 8 exons. The record is from RefSeq and is a predicted model, not a curated record.